Messenger RNA from Arachis stenosperma, 333 nucleotides. RefSeq lists its product as uncharacterized. The record is from RefSeq and is a predicted model, not a curated record. The transcript has a single exon. Bases 1 to 333 code for a protein of 110 amino acids. NCBI's taxonomy places the organism in Eukaryota, Viridiplantae, Streptophyta, Magnoliopsida, Fabales, Fabaceae.
AUGCCACCCAGGAACGGAGGCGGCGGUGGGCUUCGCGGCGGAGUAGAGGGUGGCACAGGCAAUGCGGGCAGAGGCGGUAAGGAAGAGGAACGAAGGAGGAUUGGGCGAAGAAUGGGGGAAAAGGAAGGAGGGGACAGUGGUGGGGAUGGGGUCACCGGCGGCAGUGCGGCGCGGCGGGAACGGCAGAGGCAGAGGGGGAAAGAAAGAGAGAAGGGGAAGGGAAGAAGAAGGAGGGGAGAAGGGCGGCGCGGUGGCGGCGUUCAGGUGGACGGAGUGGUGGCGGGCGUGGCAGUUACAGAACUGGAGGGGGGUGGCAAUGGAGGUUUGGAGUGA